Habropoda laboriosa is the source of this 1422-nucleotide messenger RNA. RefSeq lists its product as uncharacterized. The record is from RefSeq and is a predicted model, not a curated record. Bases 1 to 1422 code for a protein of 473 amino acids. NCBI's taxonomy places the organism in Eukaryota, Metazoa, Arthropoda, Insecta, Hymenoptera, Apidae. The transcript is spliced from 5 exons.
AUGUCUUCGUCGUUUAAGAAGUUGAAGAAGAAGCGAAUGAUCGCUGACAAACGAAAUUCACAUUUCUGCAGCACGCCUGUGGAAGGUGCUCGCAGGCCGAGUAGCAUAAGCGUUUCCGCUGUUGAUACCAACUCUUCGUCGAGUACAAGAGGACAAGGCAAACCUCAAGUAAUACAGAAGGUUCCUCUUAAAAAACGGAUAAAGAAAAGAAAGCAGCUGACGAGGGAGCUUGAAAGAAAGGAGAAACCUUCGUUCAAGGUGGUCACUUCUGGGUCCGGGAAUGAUGUCUUGUUCAAAUCUCCGGAAAGGGUUCGAGAAGCACCACGUUUCAUCGAUGACCACCUGGAAUCGUCACCUUUUCCAUUUAGGAGACAGGAAGUCGAAAGUCCAAAGAGGAUCAGCUUUACCGAGGAAGAGGGAACGUUGCCUUUGAAGGAAUUGCCAUUUUGUUCUAAUAUAUAUUAUUUUGAUACCGAUGAGGAAGAGGAUUCGUUAAAACUCAGAAGAGAAAGGACGAUUAAGACGUAUCUUGGUCUGAGGCCAACGAAACCACGAGGAAAUGAUUUGAGGAUUGAAAAAUGCAAAGAAUGGUUGGUCGAUGUGCCAAUUCCAACGGCGUCGAGUAAUCUUCUUUGGGAUGAUUUCGUUAAGAAUAAUCACAAAACAAUUAGCAAGUAUCUUGCAUCACCUAAUAAUGACAGAAAGAAAUCGUUAUUGACCAGACGUCAUAGACAACGAAAUAACGAGACCGACGACGAGGACGAUGAAAACGAAGCUGCAGAAGAAUGGUACAAUGUAAAUAGUGUAGUAACUGAAUCAGGUAAGAAGAUGGCCGUUGCGUGUGGACACUGUGACAAAUAUUCACGAAAAUGGGUUCGAUAUAACGAUGUGUACAAUUUCCCUGAAAGGGAUGAUGACGACCGUGAUGUAAAGGACGAAACCAGAGAGAGGAUAACCCUGAACCAAUUUCUUGAAAAAUGUAGGGCUAAGAAAACAAAGGGAGAAUUGGGGUCAAGUUCUUCGUCUCCAAUAUAUCAGCAAAGUAAAAGAAAGAAAAGAUUUCGUGAAAAUUCCGAGUCUGAUACGAAAAUGUCGAAAAGAGAAAUGGCAAACGUGACGGAAUCAGAAUUGCAGAGGAUACGCGAAGUUCGAAAAUUCGCAUCACGAUUAAACGCAAAAGAAAAAACAAUUAAUUACAACGAGAUAUCGUUAGCCACAACUUCAAAAAACAACACUUCAGAUUUAAGAGUAUCUUCCUUAAAAAGAGUAAAUACGAGAGGUACAGACGACAGGAAAGACAAUUGCAAAAGGCGAAAACAAAUUGAUACAAAAAGUAAACCUAAGAUUAAGGCGGUAACCUCAUUAAUUUCAGUGCGAUUUGUAAAAGGCAAACAACAGUGGCGAAUCACAAAUGCUAUUUAA